CAGAGACUGGGAAUUAGGGUUUCAUCUUUCUCUCGUUGCCGCUGGUGUUGAGCUUGCAGGAGAAGGAGAAGAAGAAGAAGAGCGAUGGCCGUCGGCAAGAACAAGAGGAUCUCCAAGGGAAAGAAGGGUGGCAAGAAGAAGGCCGCUGAUCCCUUUGCGAAGAAGGACUGGUACGAUAUCAAGGCUCCUUCUGUGUUCCAGGUCAAGAAUGUUGGCAAGACACUCGUCACUCGUACCCAGGGUACCAAGAUUGCUUCUGAAGGACUCAAACAUAGAGUGUUUGAGGUUUCCUUGGCUGAUCUUCAAGGUGAUGAGGACCAUGCUUUCAAGAAGAUUCGCUUGAGAGCUGAAGAUGUUCAAGGGAAGAAUGUUCUGACUAACUUCUGGGGGAUGGAUUUCACCACUGACAAGUUGAGGUCAUUGGUGCGAAAGUGGCAAACUUUGAUUGAAGCUCAUGUGGAUGUGAAGACCACAGAUAAUUAUACUUUGAGGAUGUUCUGCAUUGGGUUUACUAAGAGACGUAGUAACCAGGUGAAGAGGACAUGCUAUGCUCAAUCAAGCCAAAUUAGACAGAUCCGAAGGAAGAUGAGAGAGAUCAUGAUCAACCAGGCAACCUCCUGUGAUCUGAAAGAAUUGGUCCGUAAGUUCAUUCCUGAGAUGAUCGGAAAAGAGAUUGAGAAGGCAACAUCUAGCAUCUAUCCUUUACAGAAUGUAUUUAUCCGUAAAGUUAAGAUCCUGAAAGCCCCAAAGUUUGAUCUUGGGAAACUGAUGGAGGUUCAUGGUGAUUACUCAGAAGAUGUUGGUACAAAGGUGGACAGACCUGCUGAUGAAACCAUGGUUGAGGGAGCCACUGAAGUAGUUGGAGCUUGAUCUGGCUAUGGAUUUUUGUUUGUUUAGGUUUCCUUUUUACUUUUACUAAUUUAUUGCAGUUUUGUUUAGACAUUGAGAAACAUUUGUUUGCAAUCUAAAUCUGGAUUUUUGGUUUGGCGAAUUUAAGUACUGUUGCAAUAACUAAGCACGUCAUGAAGACGUUAAUCUUGUUUCCUUGUGUGUUCUCAUCUUAUAAUUCGUGCAUUAUUUGCAUAUUGUUU
This is a messenger RNA of Abrus precatorius (Indian licorice), 1091 nucleotides long. RefSeq names its product 40S ribosomal protein S3a. The transcript has 6 exons. Bases 85 to 870 code for a protein of 261 amino acids. Lineage: Eukaryota; Viridiplantae; Streptophyta; Magnoliopsida; Fabales; Fabaceae. The record is from RefSeq and is a predicted model, not a curated record. Gene Ontology annotation, cellular component: cytosol; ribosome. Gene Ontology annotation, biological process: translation. Gene Ontology annotation, molecular function: structural constituent of ribosome.